AUGGAUAUGUUUCCUCUCACCUGGAUUUUCCUAGCUCUCUACUUUUCAGGACAUGAAGUGAGAGGCCAAGCAGACCAACCCUGUGGAGGUCGUUUGAAUUCCAAAGACGCUGGCUACAUCACCUCCCCGGGUUACCCCCAGGAUUAUCCAUCCCACCAGAACUGCGAGUGGAUUGUUUACGCCCCCGAACCCAACCAGAAGAUUGUCCUCAACUUCAACCCUCACUUUGAAAUAGAGAAGCAUGACUGCAAGUAUGACUUCAUUGAGAUUCGAGAUGGAGACAGCGAAUCCGCAGAUCUCCUGGGAAAGCACUGUGGAAACAUCGCCCCACCCACCAUCAUCUCCUCCGGCUCGGUCCUCUACAUCAAGUUCACCUCUGACUACGCCCGGCAGGGGGCAGGCUUCUCCUUGCGCUAUGAGAUCUUCAAGACAGGCUCUGAAGAUUGUUCAAAGAACUUCACGAGCCCCAACGGGACCAUCGAGUCCCCCGGGUUCCCUGACAAGUACCCACACAACUUGGACUGCACUUUCACCAUCCUGGCCAAACCCAAGAUGGAGAUCAUCCUGCAGUUCUUGACCUUUGACCUGGAGCAUGACCCUUUGCAGGUGGGAGAGGGAGACUGCAAAUACGACUGGCUGGACAUCUGGGAUGGCAUCCCUCAUGUUGGACCCCUGAUUGGCAAGUACUGUGGGACCAAAACACCUUCUGAACUCCGUUCGGCCACGGGGAUCCUCUCUCUGACUUUUCACACCGACAUGGCGGUAGCCAAGGACGGCUUCUCUGCGCGUUACUACCUGGUCCAUCAAGAGCCGCUGGAGAACUUUCAGUGCAAUGUCCCGCUGGGAAUGGAGUCUGGCCGGAUUGCUGAUGAACAGAUCAGUGCCUCAUCUACGUACUCUGAUGGGAGGUGGACACCUCAGCAAAGCCGUCUCCAUGGUGACGACAAUGGCUGGACACCCAACUUGGACUCCAGCAAGGAGUAUCUCCAGGUGGACCUACGCUUUCUAACUGUGCUCACAGCCAUUGCAACGCAGGGAGCGAUUUCCAGGGAAACUCAGAAUGGCUAUUAUGUCAAAUCCUACAAGCUGGAAGUGAGCACCAAUGGUGAGGACUGGAUGGUGUACCGGCACGGCAAGAAUCACAAGGUCUUCCAAGCCAACAACGAUGCCACGGAGGUGGUUCUGAACAAGCUGCACUCGCUGCUGCUGACACGCUUCGUCAGGGUCCGCCCGCAGACCUGGCACACGGGCAUCGCCCUCCGCCUGGAACUCUUCGGCUGCCGCGUCACAGACGCCCCUUGCUCCAACAUGCUGGGGAUGCUCUCGGGGCUCAUCGCCGACUCCCAGAUCUCUGCCUCCUCCACCCGUGAGUACCUCUGGAGCCCCAGUGCGGCCCGCCUGGUCAGCAGCCGCUCAGGCUGGUUCCCUCGGAUCCCUCAGGCCCAGCCAGGCGAGGAGUGGCUCCAGGUGGACCUGGGAGUGCCCAAGACCGUGAAAGGCGUCAUCAUCCAGGGGGCCCGUGGAGGAGAUAGCAUCACUGCGGUGGAAGCCAGGGCGUUUGUGCGCAAGUUCAAAGUCUCCUACAGCCUCAAUGGCAAAGACUGGGAGCACAUCCAAGACCCCCGGACCCAGCAGCCAAAGCUGUUCGAAGGAAACAUGCACUAUGACACCCCUGACAUCCGGAGGUUCGACCCUGUCCUGGCGCAGUACGUGCGGGUGUACCCGGAGAGGUGGUCGCCCGCAGGCAUUGGGAUGCGACUGGAGGUGCUGGGCUGUGAUUGGACAGACUCAAAGCCCACAGUUGAGACACUGGGACCCACCGUGAAGAGCGAAGAGACCACCACCCCGUACCCCAUUGACGAGGAGGCCACGGACUGUGGGGAGAACUGCAGCUUUGAGGAUGACAAAGAUUUGCAGCUCCCUUCAGGAUUCAAUUGCAACUUUGAUUUCCCGGAGGAGCCCUGUGGUUGGAUGUACGACCACGCCAAGUGGCUCAGGAGCACCUGGGCCAGCAGUUCCAGUCCCGACGACCGGACGUUUCCAGAUGAUAGGAACUUCCUGCGGCUGCAGAGUGAUGGGCGGAACGAGGGCCAGUACGCGCGACUCAUCAGCCCACCGGUCCACCUGCCGCGGAGCCCCGUGUGCAUGGAGUUCCAGUACCAAGCCACGGGCGGCCGCGGGGUGGCGCUGCAGGUGGUGCGCGAGGCCAGCCAGGAGAGCAAGCUCCUCUGGGUCAUCCGCGAGGACCAGGGCGGCGAGUGGAAACACGGGCGCAUCAUUCUGCCCAGCUACGACAUGGAGUACCAGAUUGUGUUUGAGGGAGUUAUAGGAAAAGGGCGUGCGGGGGAAAUUGCCAUUGAUGACAUUCGGAUAAGCACCGAUGUCCCGCUGGAGAACUGCAUGGAACCCAUCUCAGCUUUUGCAGGUGAGAAUUUUCAAGUGGACAUCCCAGAAAUACAUGGGAGAGAGGGCUAUGAGGAUGAAGUUGAUGAUGACUACGAGGUGGACUGGAGCAACUCUUCUUCCCCAACCUCCGGGUCUGGGGCCCCUCUGGCUGACAAAGAGAAGAGCUGGCUUUACACCCUAGACCCCAUUCUCAUCACCAUCAUCGCCAUGAGCUCGCUGGGCGUCCUCCUAGGGGCCACGUGUGCGGGGCUCCUGCUCUAUUGCACCUGCUCCUACUCCGGCCUGAGCUCCCGCAGCUGCACCACGCUGGAGAACUACAACUUCGAGCUCUACGACGGCCUCAAGCACAAGGUCAAGAUGAACCACCAGAAGUGCUGCUCAGAGGCCUGA
Rangifer tarandus platyrhynchus (Svalbard reindeer) is the source of this 2796-nucleotide messenger RNA. Lineage: Eukaryota; Metazoa; Chordata; Mammalia; Artiodactyla; Cervidae. The record is from the annotation of a GenBank genome assembly.